UUUUAAUUUAUGGGAAGUGCUGAGAUUAAUCUUGAGAGUGCACAAACUAGAUAUUAUCAAUAGAUUUAAGAUUCUAUUCAUUUGUCUGAUUUAAUUUUAAAUAACUCCUCAGACAACAAUGAUGCUAAGGCAAAUUAUGAGUUUGGUGAUUUUAUCUAUUGCCAUAAAAUACAGUGGAGCAAAAGGAUAUCUCAAAAUUUUGUCGCCUAUUUUAAUUCAAGAAGGAGCAACGUUAAUGAAUUAUAUCUACUUUGAUACUGCAGAUACAAUUGUAACAGAUUGUGCGCUUAGUUUUGUUAAUACAAAUAAUGAAACUGAGAGUGUAGCUUUAACGUUAGUUUCGGAAAAAGUAAAAAUAUCCGGAGAAAUAAAAAACGAUGAUAUUAAGAAACGAAUUAAACCAUUAUUCCGGAAAACUUGUGGUUUCACAAUGACCGAUUAUGCCCCAAAAGAUCCAACAUUGUUUACUCUCUCAUAUAGUUACCAUGAAAAUGGUGAAAAACUCAACGCUAAUAAAUCGUUUUCGGUGGACAUCUUUGAUAACACGGUGAAAGAAAAAAACAAAACAGUAAUUGUUGAACUCGGCCAGAGAGCAACGGUCGAUUGUGGAAAUUUUGCUUCAGGCCUCAUCUGCAUGCUGAUAAAUCCAUCUGGCGCAGUUAUUAAACAUGAAAAACAUUGCGAGCUUCACAUUGAGCAUGUGACUAUGCAAGAUCUCGGCACUUGGACGUGUAAAACAGGUCUGAAAAACAACAUGGCAGCGAACAUUGAUUACAUGACGUUGGAGCUGUUUGAUGACUGGAAAAUGUUGGCUUGGUACAAUGAAUCGAACGGGUAUGGUAAUGUGGGUUGUCAUUAUUUGAGCGGUGCAAGACCCGAUUGGUUGCCUAGCAUUAAAACAACAUGGUGUCAAAUGAUACGUCCGAAUGGAGAAGUUUUUACCAUUUCAGAACAAGCAGGUGCUACUGAAAGAUAUUCAACUUUAGGCACAAAUUUAACAGAUCUCACAUGUCAACUAGAGUUUCCUCUACCAAUUGCCGCAAAUGAAAAAGGUUCUUGGAAGUGUUUCAUAGCUGAUUCCGGUGGUUUCGCUCUGGUUGAUAUUAAAAAUAAGAACCAAACAGAAUCAACAAAUAAAAUACUUCUUACCACUCUCAAAGCGUCUGCAGAAAUUGCUUGUAAUGUUGACUACAGUUCCGAAGAUUGUUUUUUAACUGCCCCCAAUGGAACAGUCUAUGUAGGCGGAAAUAAAACUAACUUUAGCGCUGGUUACUGCAGUGUUACUGUAAAAUCAAUCCAUGAAACCGAUUUAGGUGAUUGGAAAUGUCACUUUUCUCAACCUAUGGAAGCUAAAGACGAGAUAGUAAUCAUCCAAGUCAUGCUUUACGAUGAUUUGAAGACAUUAACAGCCAAUGUGGAAAUUAACGAAGGAAAUUAUCUGGAAUUGAUGUGUAAAGCAACUUCCGCCAUUGUGAACUGCGCGUUUCAAGACCCAUACGAUAACACGUAUCACGUAUCACCAAAAAAGAAUUCCACAGCUUAUACAAAAUAUAAAUACGUUGGCAAAGGAUUGAAUUACGGCGAGUGUGGGAUUAUUAUCAGCAAUGUGAAAGAAGAAGACAGCGGGCGGUGGAAAUGUUUGACUCGUCUCAAUUCACCAGACGCCAACUUGGCAACAAAGAGUUUAUCUAAAAACAUGCAAGUGGUGGUUAUUCUCAAUGGACUAACUGUUGCAUCUACAAUAGGAAUUGUUGCUGGCGUUGGCACUGUGUGUUUGGUGUUUCUUGGCGGUUGCUUUAUCUUAAAAUGGCGGAGAAAUAAAAAGAAAAACAAUGUGACAGAAACCAAUUUAGAGGUUCCUUUAAAUCAGAUUGCUAGAAUUAUAGAAAUCAAUGAAGAAACAUCCACAGCACACAUAUAAAUUGUUUUUAUUAUUAAAAUUAUUAAUAAAAAAUAAAAUACGUGUAUAGUU
Dalotia coriaria is the source of this 1972-nucleotide messenger RNA. RefSeq lists its product as uncharacterized. NCBI's taxonomy places the organism in Eukaryota, Metazoa, Arthropoda, Insecta, Coleoptera, Staphylinidae. The transcript has 4 exons. The record is from RefSeq and is a predicted model, not a curated record. The coding region runs from base 119 to 1921 and encodes 600 amino acids.